Trichoplax adhaerens is the source of this 1035-nucleotide messenger RNA. RefSeq lists its product as uncharacterized. Bases 1 to 1035 code for a protein of 344 amino acids. Gene Ontology annotation, cellular component: Golgi apparatus. The transcript has 5 exons. Gene Ontology annotation, molecular function: antiporter activity. Gene Ontology annotation, biological process: protein O-linked glycosylation via fucose; GDP-fucose import into Golgi lumen. Lineage: Eukaryota; Metazoa; Placozoa; Uniplacotomia; Trichoplacea; Trichoplacidae. The record is from RefSeq and is a predicted model, not a curated record.
AUGUCUGAAAGUUUGCGCUCUAGGUCUCUUAAAAUAGCCACUGUUGUAUCCGCCUACUGGUUUAUUUCAAUUUCUAUGGUAUUUGUCAACAAAUAUUUAUUAAGCAGCAACGAUCUCAAGUUAAACGCUCCUAUUUUUGUAACAUGGUUCCAAUGUAUUGUCGCUGUAAUGAUUUGCUUUGGUCUUGGCUUGAUUGGAAAUAAAUUUCGCGGAAUUGAAGAGUUUCCUGCCUUUGAGAUCGAUGUCAAAAUUGCGAGAGAAGUUCUUCCCUUAUCAACCGUUUUUGUCGGAAUGAUAAUGUUCAAUAAUUUGUGCCUGAAGUACGUUGGCGUAGCGUUUUAUAAUGUUGGAAGAUCCCUAACAACCGUGUUCAAUGUUGUAUUAACUUACAUUAUCCUAAAGCAAAAGACGUCUUUAUAUGCCAUUUUGGCUUGCUUGAUGAUCGUUAUUGGCUUUAUUGUGGGUGUCGAGCAAGAGGAAGGGUCAAAAACUACUAGUAACCUUUUCUUGGGGGUAUUUUUUGGCGUGCUGGCUAGUUUAUGUGUAUCUCUUAAUGCAAUAUAUACCAAGAAAGUCCUUCCACAUGUUGACGGAAACUUAUGGCGUUUAACUUUGUAUAAUAAUUUAAAUGCUUCAGUAAUAUUUAUUCCUCUGCUAUUACUUAAUAAUGAAUUGGCCACGCUGUUUAGAUUCUCAAAAAUAGGAUCGGUAUACUUCUGGUUUAUUCUAAUUAUCAGUGGUCUUUUUGGAGUCGCUAUAGGUUUCAUUUCCGGUUUACAAAUCAAGAUUACGAGCCCUCUAACUCAUAAUAUAAGUGGCACCGCAAAGGCCUGUGUUCAGACAGUUAUUGCUGUUUCUGUAACUGGCGAUAUAAAAACUACGUUGUGGUGGUUUAGUAACAUGUUAGUAUUAGGUGGUUCAGCUGCAUAUACUUACGUUAAGCAUUCCGAAAUGAAAUUGGAGAUGACAGACGCAGAUAGUGCAAGACGAAUUGUGAAAAGUGACGUGACCGAUGAACAUUCUAUCAACGCGUAG